Messenger RNA from Malurus melanocephalus (red-backed fairy wren), 858 nucleotides. RefSeq names its product collagen alpha-1(I) chain-like. The transcript has a single exon. NCBI's taxonomy places the organism in Eukaryota, Metazoa, Chordata, Aves, Passeriformes, Maluridae. The record is from RefSeq and is a predicted model, not a curated record.
AUGGCGCUGAGGGCGCUGAGGGGCGGCCCCGCUCUCCCGCCAGCGCCCGCCGGGUCCUCCGGGAGCCGCAGGCCGAGGGCGGCGCUCUGGCCCCGCCGCCGCCAUCUCGGUGUCGAUGGUGGCGGGGGCGGGGCGGCCCCGCCCAGCGCUGCCGCGAAGCGAGGAGGAAAUGGCGGCGCGGCGCGGCUGAGACCCUCGGCGGCCGCGGCCAGAGCCCCGUUCCCUGCCCGCGGUGAGUGCGGAAGGCGGGCGGGGGAGUAUCGGUGCAGGAGGAGAGCGGGAGCGGGGCCAUCGCUGCGGCGGGGAGGUCGCGGGAAAGGCGGCCCGGCCGUCUUUGGGCUCGCUAUAAAAUGGAGGCGGGCGGGCGGGCGGCCGGAGCGGCUCGGGUGUGUGUGUGUGGCGGGUUCCCCGGGGAGCAGCGGGGUGCGGACACGGCCUGGUCCGGCCCGGUCUGGAGGAGGCGGCGGCUCCGUCCGGGRCCCCGGAGGAAGGCUUUGGUUCACGCCGCGGUGGGGACGGAGCGGAGCGGCCGCUCCCGGGCGGAGCGGGCUGAAGGCGGCUCCUCCAUCUUGGGGGGAAGGCGCGGCGAGGAGAGGCCGGGUGUGCUCGGAGCCCGGCGCCGUCACGGCCAAGCUGACAACGGGAAACCGCUUCGUGACGGCACCACCGACUGUUCCCACCGUGCCCGGGCCCGCAUCGGGGGUGGCUGGGGCGGGGGAGCGCCCUUGGGGACCCAGAAACGCAACCGAGCCCGAGCGAAACCAUUCCGGGGCUUCGGCGGGUGGGACUCAAACUUCCCUGCCUUGGGGAGAUGUUGAUUUUCUCUGAGCAAAGGAGGAGAUCUUCUUGGUGAGUUAA